Molecule: messenger RNA, 3431 nt
Organism: Protopterus annectens (West African lungfish)
Lineage: Eukaryota; Metazoa; Chordata; Ceratodontiformes; Protopteridae
Gene: MASTL
Product: microtubule associated serine/threonine kinase like
Exons: 9
Coding region: 22-2403 (793 amino acids)
Biological process (GO): peptidyl-serine phosphorylation; intracellular signal transduction
Cellular component (GO): nucleus
Molecular function (GO): protein serine/threonine kinase activity; ATP binding
Source: RefSeq, a predicted model, not a curated record
AGGGACUUGAAGCCAGAUAAUAUGCUUAUUUCAAAUGAAGGACACAUUAAACUUACGGACUUUGGGCUUUCGAAGGUUACUCUUAACAGAGAAAUAAACAUGACUGAUAUUCUCACCACACCAUCAAUGAUAAAACCAAAACGAGACUACUCACGUACUCCUGGACAAGUCUUGUCACUUAUAAGUUCAUUAGGCUUUCAUACACCAGCAGCAGAGAGGCCUCGAGUGUCACCCUUAGCAAGCCCAAUGUCUUGUGACAGUGUGCGUCUUUCCCGGGUAUCCAUGGGUUCUUCAGUGGCUCAGUUUCAGCGAGAAUCAACCUUCUGUACACCAACCCCUAAUAGUGACAAAGUUUUGAGACCAUGUUCUGACAAUAGAAGCUUAAUUCCUGUUAAGUGCCUCACCCCAACUUUAAUGAAGUCAAGAAUUCAAACUGGAACCUCCAGCAUCAGCAGUCAUUCCCAGAAUUACCCUUCGAGUACGGAAUCAGAGUGUUGCAACAGCCCCCGGUGGGAGAAGGAGUUUCAGGACACUGAAAUGGUAGAGAGUUCUGACCAGAUACCUGCCACUCUAGAUGGUAAACAAGGUAAUGUGUCAGGUAAUGAUUGCAUACUUUUAAGGAAUGCCAAGUUUGAGUCUACUCCCUCUCCAAUCGACAUUGAUGGCUCAGUUUGCAGAAGUAACGCAAGGGUGGAUAGUUCCACCAUGGAACACACUCCUCCAACUGCUAACAUUGGAAAAGCAAAUGCUAGAAAAUGUCUUUAUGACAAAGAGGCUUGGGAGGCAAAAAGGCAUCCUUCUAAUGCAACUGGAGGAAUAGAAAUGGCAGAAGUAUUUUUGAGAAAUCACUUAUCUCAGCAGCCACCAAAUGAUACAGAAAACACACUUGAGUUCAGUGAAAUGUCUUGUAUUACAUUAAAUAGCACUAUCCCAGUGGAUAGAAAACUAGCAAGUGAGCAUUCAGCUUAUGAAACUGCAUCUGAUGCUGACAUGUGCAGUGCAUAUGAUACAUGCAAUGAAAGCAUAAGUGAAAAGCCUGGGAAGCGAGGAUUUGAACUAGUCGACAAGAGUCCUGUGCAAGAAGGUGCUUUAGGCAAAAAAAAUAACUCUGAAUAUCGACGUGGCUAUGAAAUAUCUGAUCUGCAAGACAAUGGUAAUAGUGGUUUGACUAUGGAAAUCCAUUCCUUAAUGCUGUCUAAAAUACAGGAGUUUAAAAAUGAUGGUGUGAAUGAAUAUAUAUUGAAUACUGCUGCUGCUAUAGCAGAAACAGAAGAGAUGGCAAGCCUCCCUGCGGUAGCUAAAAACUUAAUGGGUGAAUUAAACAAACAAUGUGACAAACCAGAUAGAGAACCACUGAAUUCCAGUUUCUUAAGUCUUGAUGACAAAAGUUUAAGAAGAAGUCUUAGUCUAUGCUCAGACUCAUCAGGUCAUGAAAUGUCCAUUACAGAAAAUAUUUUAGAAAAGCAAAUUUCACACCUGGACCAAGGUAUUAAGGAUCUCUCGUUUGAAGAUGUGCAGAGUGACAGCAGGCCGCCCACACCACCAUGUCCCCAAGACAGCACUCCACAGACUAGUAACCAUGAGAGUGCUGUUAAUGACUUAAAUAAAUUAGUACAAGGUAAUGAAAUAAUUUCAAGAGGGUCACAAGAUACCUCUGGUGUUUUGCCUUCACAUACUGUUAAUCAAUUCAUGCUCUCCAAAAAAAAGGCAGUUGUUGUAUUUCGUAGUUUCUAUAGUCCUAUUAAUGGCUGCUGUACACCACUGCAUUCAAGGAUGAGCACAGGCUGUGUAGGAGGAGGAGAUAUUUCAUCUUGCAAUACUGGGACUUACCCAUUGACUGCAACACCGGCACAAAACAUGAAAAUACGCACUUCGUUUUCUGCUUUCCAGACUCCACAGCAGAAAUCUGGCCAGACGCCUUACAGGACACCAAAGAGUGUGAGGAGAGGAGUGGCUCCAGCAGAAGGGGAACAUUUUCUAGGAACCCCAGAUUACUUGGCACCUGAGCUGCUGCUGGGAAAGCCACAUGGUCCUUCUGUGGAUUGGUGGGCUCUUGGUGUAUGCCUGUAUGAGUUUCUAACAGGAAUUCCACCUUUUAAUGAUGAAACACCACAGCAAGUCUUUCAGAACAUCUUGAAAAGAGACUUAACUUGGCCAGAAGGUGAUGAGGAAUUAUCAAAAAAUGCUCAGUCUGCAGUAGAAAUUCUGCUAACAAUUGACAGCAAUAAAAGGGCAGGUUUAAAAGAACUCCAGCAACAUCCAUUCUUUAAUGGUUUAGAAUGGGAUAAUCUGCAGCACCAGCCUAUGCCAUUUAUACCACAGCCAGAUGAUGAAACGGAUACCACAUAUUUUGAAGCCAGAAACAAUGCUCAGCAACUUACUGUUUCAGGAUUUAGUCUGUAAGACCUGUUACGCUCCUCAGUGCAUUCAACUCAACAGUUUAAUUUGUUUCACAGGUUUUAUCUUUUUAAGUGGAACAAGAACUACUUAGAGUAUUGCAAGAAUGUUUCUCAUGUUUAGGCUGCAAUGGAGAGUUUGCAACAUAUAAAAUACACUGGAACUAUGGCAUAGAAUGUAAUUUUAUAUGAACUUCCAUUCUUCAAUUCACUGCUUGCAAACAAACAGAAGUCUUUGUCCUUCAGGAUGUUCAUGUACCGUUGUUAUAAAAUAUUUAAAUUCUUUGUCAAUGGUGUUAUCAUCCCCUUCUUACCAGGAGAUUGUGAUGUCACAUGCCGACUGUAAACAGUCUCUAUAAAAAAGAAGACAUGUACAAAUUGGAUCUUUAGAAAUUGCUUUUCAUUACUGCUAAGUUAUAUUAACAUUUUGGAGCUAAAUGCAACAUAAUAUGCAAAACUCCUUGUAUACAUGUAUUUAAUGGAGGUGCCACGUUUACUUUGCAAGUACCUCAGAAGGACAUGCUUAGACUAUGGUACCAUUUGUUUUGUCUGUGUUUUAUUUUUGUUCAAAUGCACUGUUCAUGCAGAGAGCACUUUAAAUGUACCUUAAUCAGUCCAUAAAAUUAAGUUGUAAGCUGUUUUUGUCAGCUGUAAUAAGAUGAUAAAAAUUAAAAAAAAAACAUAUAUAUAACAUCUCAACAUUCAUAAAACAGUCACACAGACUAAGCUAGCAUGUAAAUAAUUCUACUUUAUUCUUUUGCUGUAUCAAAUUCUCAUAAUUUUCUUGCAUCAAGAGAUGUUCCUUUUGGUUCUUAAUCAGGUUGCCAAAUUAAGAUGCACUGAUGAACUGAAUGAUGAAAAAAAUAACUUGACACAUUCUUUUAUUUUUCAUUGGGCAUAGUGCCCCCAUGACCUUGGCGUAAUUGUAAUCGACUCUGAGAACUGCUUAGUCAUUAAAGGGGCGAUGUUUCAUCAGUUUUUAUUCACCUUGUGUGUCACAUCUACUUUCAACAAUCAUAAAUGUUUCUGUUCUUU